GACAAGGUUCUUGUGGCCAUCAAAGGUCUGAAGAAAAAGGCGAUCAUCGUGGGUUGCAAAGGACAGUGGGUUAAAUCGCACGUGCCCCGGUUUGACACCAACAAUUGCGUUCUCGUCAACGACGACAUGUCUCCUUUGGGGAACCGGAUUCUCGUUCCGAUCCCACAUUCNAAAGAUGUUGACACACUCUGGCUCAGGCCACAACAGCACAAAGCGGCCAGAAGUGUCCGCCUUGAGCUGCUCCGUCAUGUACUCGGCGGUGGCCAUGAGGCCGUCUAUGUGGCGCCGGAAGCCGGACAUGCCCUUGGCUCUCCACAUGAGCCACAGCUUGAAGAUGUCGUUGUGGCGCCCGCACUGGAUGACCUUGUCGCCGGUGUCGAAGCGACAGUCGUAGUACUGCUUGUCGUCUUGGAACAAGUACUCGGCGUUCAUUUGAUUGCAGUUCAUCAAUAUUCCCUGCCGAUUUUUGUUUGUGUGGCUGUGCUCACUGGUGAAGAGCACAGGCUGACAAGGCAGUCCAUGUACCCCCUUGGUUUUACACUCAGGAAAGUGCUUGUAGCGGGCACAGAGCACUGCAUUGAUAUUGGACACAGUGCCACCAGGACACAAGAUGGAGUCCCCUCCUUUGUAGCCAAUCACCUCCCUCAUUUUCCGCAGCACCACAUUCUCCAGCAGGAUGAACACAGAUGCGGCGCGAAAUUGGCACAAGCGGGAAGCAAACUUCAGGCAGGGCCAAAUAAUGCUUCUGCAAGUGAGGCUGCAGCAGCCCGUCUGCUGCAGGCGUGUCAUCCAUCAUCCAAGCUGCUGCCAGGAAUCGAUACCCGACGUGUGCCCCGAUGCCCCACUCAUUCUUGCGCUUUCUGGGACACUGAGGGGUACAAAAAGUGUCGACUGACUGUCGACCCACCCUCCUCACCGUCGGGAAUAAAAGCGAGACCCACUCGACUGCUGUCGGGGGACACCCCGUACAGCAAAAUCAGCAGGAAAACAACAGCACUUGACCAACUGGCAGCAACUUCUGCUGUAGAAAUGGCAUCAGCAGUUGCUUCACCAACAGAUCCCCUGAAGAAUGUGGUCUAUUUGGGAUUCCAGCUGUCACCAUCAGACACUAUCUCAGUGUUCUUCUGGAUGCUGCUGGGGAGGGACAUGAAAAAUGAGGACUUCCUGAAACCCUCUCCCUUCCAAGGUUUGUUCCUGUCUCUGUCUGCUGUUGUGGUUGACCAGUCAUGGCAGCAGGCUGCAAGUGGCACAACAAUCCUCCUGUCACCCACAGACUACCUCACCAUGAUGUCAGCAGUCAGGGUCACCCAAGUGGGGAAAUUGGUGCACACUUGGGAUUUGUUUGUAAUUCUACACAGUGCCCCUCCUCUGCGCCUGACCUGUACCAAAGUUCUUCUGUUGCACAUGCUUAUCCGCAAUGUGCACCAAUUGUGUGUUCACACCAGGAUUACUCAGGGUCACAUUUACAAACUCUGGGAAGGCAGCAGAUGGUUUUUGCCCAGCCCUGGGCAUGAAUGCGGACGCCUA
This is a messenger RNA of Notodromas monacha, 1527 nucleotides long. The record is from the annotation of a GenBank genome assembly. Lineage: Eukaryota; Metazoa; Arthropoda; Ostracoda; Podocopida; Cyprididae.